AUGCCAAAGAUAUACUGUUUAGCAGAUGUGUGUAUGGUCCCCCUUGGGACCGGCUCGCCCAGCGUCUCUGACUUCGUUGCCCUUGUCGAGAACAAGAUUCGUCAAUCGCACUUGAAGAGCACGCUGCACAGUGCCGGGACGACGAUCGAGGGUCCCUGGGACGAGGUGAUGACUCUGAUUGGUGAGCUGCACGAGUUUGCACAUGCAAACGGGUACGAGAGGGUGCACGCAGAUGUGCGUAUCGGUACCAGGACGGACAAGCAUCAGACCGCGAACGACAAAGUCAUCACUCUGAAUGAGAAGAUCGCCAAGCUGAACCAGUAA
Molecule: messenger RNA, 324 nt
Organism: Huiozyma naganishii CBS 8797
Lineage: Eukaryota; Fungi; Ascomycota; Saccharomycetes; Saccharomycetales; Saccharomycetaceae
Gene: ECM15
Product: Ecm15p
Exons: 1
Coding region: 1-324 (107 amino acids)
Cellular component (GO): cytosol
Source: RefSeq, a predicted model, not a curated record